This is a messenger RNA of Manihot esculenta (cassava), 1245 nucleotides long. RefSeq lists its product as uncharacterized. The record is from RefSeq and is a predicted model, not a curated record. The transcript is spliced from 3 exons. NCBI's taxonomy places the organism in Eukaryota, Viridiplantae, Streptophyta, Magnoliopsida, Malpighiales, Euphorbiaceae. Bases 1 to 1245 code for a protein of 414 amino acids.
AUGAUAGAAAAUGAAGAGGCUGACAACUAUUCCGCCGAGAUAACCAGGUGGACCAGGAGUGAAGCAGAGGAAGAGGAGUAUCGCCUGGAGAAAAAACCUAGGCCGGAAAAUGAAGAUGUGGACCAAAAACUGCAGAAGUUAAGAGAGCAGCUUUUGGUCGAGCUGGGAAAGAAAGAUCAAAGCCAAACCUUCCUGCCCACUACUUCGCCUUUCUCGAAGUGGGUAUUCCCAACGACACUUUCAGGGCCAGCGCGAGCGUGGUUCAACAGCCUAGAGACUGGAAGCAUUGGGAGUUUUGGAGAUCUAGCCACUCGUUUCAUUAGCCGGUUCAUCGUCGGGGUGCCAGCGGAUAGGAAGACGAGUUAUCUGGAAACAGUAAAGCAAAGACGGGAGGAAUCGCUUAGAGAGAAGCCUCCGACCACACUGGCCGAGCUAAUGAAGAGGGCUGAGAAGUAUAUAAGACAGGAUGACGCUCUGGUGACAAGCCGAUUUGCCAAGGGAACGGUAGGCAAGGAGAAAGUCUCAGAGGAAAGGAGGCCGGAGAAACAUGAAAAGAAACAUGGCAAAAAAUCCGAGCCUUACAGACAGCCUUGGGAGCGAAGGGACCAAAGACCUUUUUCCCUUCGGUCCUCAGAACAAAGGCCACUUCCUUCAUGGGUUCCAGAGAAGCCGACCCCACUUAACGCCUCUAUAGCCGAAGUGCUCGUAGCCGUCCAGGACAAAGAAUUCUUGCAAUGGCCCAAGCCCCUGAAAGCGGAAGCCGACCAGCGAAAUCCGGACAAAUAUUGUCAGUUCCACUGCACUCAUGGUCAUGACACCAACAACUGUUUCCAGUUGAUUGCAGAAAUUGAGAGGUUGAUCAAGAGAGGGCACCUAAAGAACUUUGUAAAGAAAUCGGAAGGACAGAGACCUCAACCCAAUCCGACAGCUCAAACGCCGAGAAGAACAGGAGCUAACACUGUGAAUGAUGGGUCCAGUGGAACUAUCAACAUGAUCGUAGGAGGCACGGGAGGUCGGAUGAGCCGAAGGGGGAAAAAGAGAAGUAGAGAAGGAGAAACUAGCAGUGCCGAGGUCAUGCAAAUCGUUGAACACUCUUCAACAGCCAUCACUUUCUCCUCGGAGGAUGCUCAGGGUGUUCAGAUGCCUCAUGAUGACGCCCUUGUCAUUGAAGCUGUUAUUCACAAUUAUCGGGUAAAGAAAAUCUUGGUGGAUGACGGAAGCAAGGUAAACCUGUUGCCUUAUUGA